UCGUGCCCCGCGCUGCCCGCGCCGGCGGCGGCCCCGCCCCAGCAUGGGGCUGAAGCCCUGGCAGAAGGCCCUGUUCCCGCUCCGCUCCGUGGCCGCCGUCGUUCGUCUCUUCGAGGCCGAGCUGCGCCAGCCCGAGCCCGACCUGGUGCUGCUCUCCUUGGUGCUGGGCUUCGUGGAGCAUUUCCUGGCCGUGAACCGGGUGCUGCCCACCAACGUGCCCGGCCUCACCUUCGAGUCGCGGCCGGGCCCGGACCCCCAGACCCGGCUGUACUUCCCGGUGGCCGAGCUGUCCAUCGUGGCCGCGCUCUACGCCCGCUUCACGGCGCAGAUCCGGGGCGCCGUGGACCUGUCGCUGUACCCCCGGCCCGAUGGCUGCUCCUCGCGGGAGCUGGUGAGGAAAGUGUCCGACGUGAUCUGGAACAGCCUCAGCCGCUCCUACUUCAAGGACAGGGCGCACAUCCAGUCGCUCUUCAGCUUCAUCACGGGUACCAAGCUGGACAGCUCGGGUGUGGCCUUUGCCGUGGUGGGCGCCUGCCAGGUGCUCGGGCUCCCUGACGUUCACCUGGCCCUGAGUGAGGACCACGCCUGGGUGGCCUUUGGGGCAGGGGGGUCCCAAACGGCCGAGGUGACCUGGCAUGGCAAGGGCAAUGAGGACAGGAGGGGACAGCCCGUGCAGGCCGGGGUGGCCGAGAGGAGCUGGCUGUACCUGAAGGGCUCCUACCUGCGCUGCACGCGGCACAUGGAGGUGGCGUUCAUGGUGUGCGCCAUCAACCCCUCCAUCGACGGCCACACCGACAGCCUGGAGCUGCUGCAGCUGCAGCAGCGCCUGCUGUGGCUGCUCUACGACAUGGGACACCUGGACAGGUACCCCAUGGCUCUGGGUAACCUGGCUGACCUGGAGGAGCUGGAGCCCACCCCGGGCAGACCCGACCCCCUGACCCUGUACCACCAGGGCAUCCACUCUGCCCGCACCCACUACAACAACGAGCACAUCUACCCCUACCUGUACCUGGCCGGCUUCCACUGCCGCAACAAGAACGUCAAGGAGGCGCUGCAGGCCUGGGCCGACACGGCCACCGUCAUCCAGGAUUACAAUUACUGCCGUGAGGAUGAGGAGAUCUACAAGGAAUUCUUUGACGUGGCCAAUGACGUCAUCCCCAACCUGCUCAAGGAGGCGGCGGCUGAGCCCCCCCCGGGGGCCGAGGGGGCCCCCGGGGGUCUCCCAGCCCUGCAGGACCCCGAGUGCUUCGCUCACCUGCUGCGCUUCUACGACGGCAUCUGCAGGUGGGAGGAGGGCAGCCCCACCCCGGUGCUGCACGUGGGCUGGGCCACCUUCCUCGUGCAGUCCCUGGGCCGCUUCGAUGGCCAGGUGCGCCAACAGGUGACCCUCCUCUCCGAAGACCCCACCCCACCCGAGACAGAUCUGGGGGGUCCCGAAGACCCCCGCGAUUGCCGCCGCCGGGGUCCCCGCCGCGAAUCCAAACCCGAGGAGCCCCCGACCCCCAAGAAAGCCUCGGAGCGCCGCCCCCCCCCUGCCCGCGCCCCCCGCCCCGAGGAGCCCCCGCCGCCCCCUCCCCCCGGCCCCGCCCCUCCCCCUGCCCAGGCCCCGCCCCCCGCCCCUCCUGCGGCCCCGCCCACCCCCGCGGCCCCGCCCCCGGCCCCGCCCACCCCCGCGGCCCCGCCCUCGGGCCCGGUGCUGCGGUUCCGCUCGCAGAAGAUGCGGGGGAUGAAGGAGCUGCUGAGGGCGGCCAAGGUGAACUCGAGCGCCAUCAAACUGCAGCUCACGGCGCAGAGCCAGGUGCAGCCGCGGCGGCCCCGAGCGCCGCCCGGGGCGUACCCGCUGCCCUUCCUCAAGAGACCACGGAAAGGGUCAUAGGGACCCCCAAAAAUCCCCAAAAUCCCCCGCCCAGGGCGUACCCGCUGCCCUUCCUAAGGAGGCCACGGAAACGGUCCUAGGGAACCCCAAAAAUGGUCCUGGGAGCCCCCAAAAUCCCCUGCCCAGGGCGUACCCGCUGCCUUUCCUAAAGAGACCCCGAAAGGGAUCGUAGGGAACCCCAAAAAUCCUAAAAAAGGGUCCUAGCGGACCCCAAAAACCCUAAAAUCACCCGCCCGGGGCAUCCCCGCUGCCCUUCCUCAAGAGACCACAGAAAGGGUCCUAGGGAACCCCAAAAAAACCCCAAAAAUGGUCCUAGGGAUCCCCAAAAAUGGUCUUAGGGAACUCCUAAAAUCCCAGAGAGAUGCAGAACCCCCCUGUCCUUCCUCAAGAGACCCCGAAAGGGAUCCUAGGGAACCCCAAAAACCCCCAAAAAAGUGGUCCUAGGGAACCCCAAAAUCCCUAAAAUCCCCCACCCGGGGCGUACCCACUGCCUUACCUAAAGAGACCACAGAAAGGGUCCUAGGGAACCACAAAAAUCGCAAAGAGACCCUAAAAAGGGUCCUAGGGAGCCCCAAAACCCCCAAAAUUCCAGCCUGGAGCUGUCCUGGGUGAAGCCACCCAAACCCUUUCUCAACAGGUUCCAGAAAAAUUCUGUCCCCAAAAUGGGGUUGGAAUUUGUGGAGGAAUUUGGGGCAGAAUUUUUGGAGGAAUUUUUUUAGGAAUUUAUGGAGGAGGGGCUGAAGGGUACAACGGGCUGGGAAUGGAAUAUUUGGUUGGGUUUGGAUUUGGGGGUGCAGGAGCUUUAAAGGUGGAUUUGUGGAGCAGAGGGAGGUUCAGGCUGAGCAUUUUUGGGGGGCACAGCUCAGUUUUGGGGUGCACAACACGAGGCCUUUGGGGGGUCCCGGAUUUGGGGGAACCGGGAGGGGAUUCCAAGAGCCCGGGUGAGGAGGAGACCAUGGAAUAAUUGAUAAUAAAAUCAAAUAAAAGU
This is a messenger RNA of Zonotrichia leucophrys gambelii, 2864 nucleotides long. It is a transcript of the gene MEN1, whose product is annotated as menin 1. Gene Ontology annotation, biological process: negative regulation of cell cycle; regulation of transcription by RNA polymerase II; negative regulation of cell population proliferation. Lineage: Eukaryota; Metazoa; Chordata; Aves; Passeriformes; Passerellidae. Gene Ontology annotation, molecular function: chromatin binding; Y-form DNA binding; transcription cis-regulatory region binding. The transcript has 10 exons. Gene Ontology annotation, cellular component: chromatin; nucleus; histone methyltransferase complex. The record is from RefSeq and is a predicted model, not a curated record. Bases 44 to 1876 code for a protein of 610 amino acids.